This is a messenger RNA of Taeniopygia guttata (zebra finch), 11443 nucleotides long. RefSeq names its product phosphodiesterase 3A (gene PDE3A). Lineage: Eukaryota; Metazoa; Chordata; Aves; Passeriformes; Estrildidae. Gene Ontology annotation, biological process: signal transduction. Gene Ontology annotation, molecular function: 3',5'-cyclic-nucleotide phosphodiesterase activity. The record is from RefSeq and is a predicted model, not a curated record.
CAGAGUCAGUGAAAUCGAGCAAUCCUUCCUCCAGCGCUGUAAAAGCACGGUGAUGGAGAGAGAAACACGGGUCCAGCCUUUUUAAUUCUCUUUAACUAUAAAAGCUCUCAAUUAUACAUCCGAGGUGCUGCGUUUUACCCCUCCAGUUCCUAAGCAACAGCUAUUUUCAGAUUGAGUGCGUCUGGUGUUGUCUACCUACUCCAGGCUCCUUCCUGCGAGGUGGCUGGUGGCUGCUCGCUGCCUCAGCCUCUUGCUGUGCCACUGAAGGAGCAGAUGCUUUGAGGAGCAGCAGGAGCUGGGCUCUGACCAGUCUCCACCUCGCAGCUCACACCAACUUGAGUGCUUCGGGGAGCUCUGCCGUUCUACAAUGAAGAGCAGGAGUGAGAAUUAAGGCUCUUGCCGCUGGUUUGGGACAGAAGCUUUUUUGUCAAGUCUGGCAAAGCCUCUAGAGCAGAUUCAGGAGGAUGAGCCGGAAAUCCCUGUACUUGCUGAAGCGCAGGUGGGAGUCCAUUCCCGCUGCUGACCAGUCUUCUGGCACCAGCAUCACGGUGGACAUCGCUGUCAUGGGAGAAGCACACGGGCUCAUCACAGACCUCCUGGCCGAUCCUUCGCUGCCCCCCAACGUCUGCACGUCGCUGAGAACAGUGAGCAACCUGCUCAACACACAGCUGACCUUCCAGGCCAUCCACAAGCCAAGGGUGAAUCCUUUGGUGUCCUUCAGCGAGAACUACACCUGCUCCGACUCAGAGGAGUGUCCGGAGAAAGGAGAGAAACUUGCAAUUCCCAAGCGCUUACGGAGAAGUUUGCCUCCAGGACUGCUGAGACGAGUGUCCUCAACCUGGACCACAACCACAUCAGCCACAGGAUUGCCCACUCUGGAGCCAGCUCCAGUGAGAAGGGACCGCAGUGCCAGCAUCAAACCUCACGAGUCUUCUCCAUCCAGCUCUGACUCCUGGAACAGCUCCAUUCUGAUGACAAUCACCAAGAGCAGGUCCUUCUCCACCUCCUACGCCGUGUCCUCUGCCAACCACCUGAAUGCCAAACGGCAGAGCCGGCAAGGUAUUCCACCAAAUAUUUCACCUCUCACCUCCCCGUGCCAUUCACCGAUCCAGGGGACGCCUGCCACGAGUCCUACUGGAAAAACAUCUUCUGUGUCAUUUCCAGAGCCUACAGACACUGACACCAAGCAGGGCCUAAAGCCACACAAAGUCUUAACUUCUACUCAGAGUGCACCUAGCCUGUCAGACCCUAUCAUCAGCCCCUCCAUCAUCUGCAGCAGCUGUGGCAGACCCUACAACCAAAUAGAAGCUGGCAAUGGGACACUAAAUAGAAAUGAUGCUACUACACACACCCUGAACAGAACAGAUGAUCCUGCUCAAGCCACUUCUGACUACGAGACCAACAACAGUGACAGCAGUGACAUCGUGCAGAACGAUGACGACACGGAUUGCUCCAAGGAGCAGCCACGGAAGGGAUCUGGCUGUAGGUCCUACACACCCGAGACCAUCAUCCUGCAUCCCUUGACACCACCUGAGGACAAGCCUGUACUGGCUCCUGAACCUCUGGUUAUGGACAACUUGGAUCCCCUGAUGGAGCAGCUAAAUAGUUGGAACUUCCCAAUCUUUGAUUUGGUGGAAAAAAUUGGGAAGAAAUGUGGUCGGAUUCUCAGUCAGGUAUCAUACAGGCUUUUUGAUGACAUGGGGCUGUUUGAAACCUUUAAAAUACCAGUGAGGGAAUUUAUGAACUACUUUCAUGCUUUGGAGUGUGGAUACCGAGAGAUACCUUAUCACAACCGAAUCCAUGCCACUGAUGUUCUACACGCCGUGUGGUACCUCACAACCCAGCCCAUCCCAGGACUCCCAACUGUGAUCAAUGACCACGGCUCAGCGAGUGACUCAGAUUCUGACAGUGGAAUCACUCACGGCCAUAUGGGAUAUGUGUUUUCAAAGACAUACACACCUACAGAUGACAGCUACGGAUGCCUGGCUGGCAACAUCCCUGCCCUGGAGCUGAUGGCUCUUUAUGUAGCUGCAGCCAUGCAUGAUUAUGAUCACCCAGGAAGGACCAAUGCCUUCUUGGUGGCAACGAGUGCUCCUCAGGCGGUGCUGUACAACGACCGCUCCGUGCUGGAGAACCACCACGCUGCUGCUGCCUGGAACCUCUUCAUGUCCAGGCCAGAGUACAACUUCCUGGUCAACCUGGACCACGUGGAGUUCAAGCAUUUCCGCUUCCUCGUCAUCGAGGCCAUUCUGGCGACUGACCUGAAGAAGCACUUUGAUUUUGUUGCCAAGUUUAAUGCCAAGGUGAACGAUGAUGUUGGAAUUGACUGGACCAACGAGAAUGACCGCUUGCUGGUUUGUCAGAUGUGCAUCAAACUGGCCGACAUCAACGGGCCUGCCAAAUGCAAGGACUUGCACCUGCAGUGGACAGAAGGCAUCGUCAAUGAGUUUUAUGAACAGGGUGAUGAAGAGGCCAGCCUGGGCCUGCCCAUCAGCCCUUUCAUGGACCGCUCUGCUCCCCAGCUGGCACACCUCCAGGAAUCCUUCAUCACUCACAUCGUGGGACCACUCUGUAACUCCUAUGACUCAGCAGGGCUGAUGCCAGGAAAAUGGAUAGAAGAGAGUGACGAGUCAGGAGACACUGAUGAGCAAGAAGAGGAGGAAACAGGAGAAAUGGAAACUUGUGAAAACGCCGAAUCCAGAAAGAAGAAGUUCAAGAGGAGGAAAAUCUACUGUCAGAUAACUCAGCACCUGCUUCAGAACCACAAGAUGUGGCAGAAAGUGAUUGAGGAUGAGGAGAGGUUAGCUGGGUCAGAGAAGCAAGGCACGGAGCAAUCCCCACUGCACCAAUCUUCAGAACAAAUCCAGGCCAUCAGGGAGGAGGAGGAGGAGAAAGGGAAGUCCAAGAAGGAUGAAGAGGAGAACACAACUGUAGAACCAAACCAAUGACAAUAUUUACAGCAGUAUUUUAAGACAGAUUGACUCGUGCACAGACUCUUUCUCAAGCCAGCACAGCAUUUAGACACAACACUGUAGAAGUACGGGAUAAUGCGCCUACAGCUGUUUAAUUUGUUUCUCUUUCCUUUUUAUGGUGAGGUACAUUGUUUAAACUCCUAUGCUCAAGGAAGCUUUCACACUGCAACACCGGCUUUACAGACUUUCUUUGAAGAGAUUUGGGGGUGGGUGGAAUUAUAUAAAAAUAUAUAUAUAGCCAGGGUUAUUGGCUGCACACUUCAGCAAAAUACAUUUAAUGAUAUAUUAUGGUCACUGUGAUAUUUACAGGAGAAAGUUAUCUGAGGAAAUGCUGCUUCUGAAGCACAUUUGCAGUUAACAGUAAGGUACCAGUUAAGUAGCUUUUUGCUCUUAAUGCUGAGGGAUAAAAGUUCCAAAGCUUUAUAUGAAUGCUGAUAUAUCCUGCCAACACAUAUGUGCGAGUGAGGGGGUGUUUGCAAGUGUGAGUGGAUGUGAGGAAAUACAGCAUGGUCUGAGUUCUUACCACACUAGCUGUAGCACACGUCCCAGCACACCACAACAAACAGAAGGCCAGAAUUGUAAAGAAUUUGUGCCUGCAAGGGAACAAUUUUGAGGAGCUUUGCUUUGCCAUAGCCCUCCACCCCCACUCCAGCUGCGGGCAGCCUCCAACCAGCAGCAGCCCAGGCGCUGCUCUGGCCCUACCCAGCUGUGCUGGCAUCACCUCUUCCUCUUCCUCCUCAGCACCUCCCAGACUGCUGGCGAAGGGGAUGUGCCAGGAGGGCUGUUUGCAAAGGGGGCAGUGCAUGGCACAGCAAUCUGUGCCCCUGGAGGAGGCUGGCCCUGCCUGUACAUGUGCAGGGUGAGCGGCGGUGCGGGGCCGCGCGCGCCUUUGGGCAGGAGAACGUGGGGGCACGCUGUCCUCUUCUGCCCUCACCCCUGCCUCUGGGUGGCCAAAUGUGUCAUUUGAGAACAAAGCUAAACUGCUGGGAGACAAAGGAAAGGAGAGUGGGGGCCAGGGCAUUCCCCAGAAGAAGGCAAAGGGUGCCUCAGGAGCUGCAGGGGACAGUGCCAGUCCUGCGUGGGCUGGGCACUCGGUGUCCCAGGAUCUGCUCACCUGCAUUUUCAGUGUGAGGUGCUGCAUGGGAGCAGUUUGCUGCUGGCAUUCUGCUUAGGAGCAGCAUGUUUUAUCCCACCAAUAUAUUUUUCCUUCUUUCUUCUUUUUUUUUUUUUUUACUUUUUUUAACAGAAAGAAAAAGAUCGGGCCUGUAAGAACAGCAGAUCUUUUUUGUUGUUGUUCUGUUCAUUUGUUUUUCUCUGUUGUUUAUGCUGUGAGCCAAAUGUCUAUUUAAAAGGUUGGAUAUUCACUUUCAAUAUUUUAUUUCACGAUAUAUGUGUCAAUGAUUAGCUAUCUAGAUGUAAAUAUGGAAAAAUUUUUAUGGGUUCCUGUAGAUAAUGAUAUCUUUAAGAAAAAAAAAAAAACAAAGAAAAAGAAAAAAAGGGAAAAGUUGUUUUGUAAAGAUAAUUUUUUAAAAAAUAAAUACAAAAACAUUUUUAUACAGUGUAGCCAUUUCCAAACCCCACAAAGUCUUGAGUAAUCUGUAUAGACCCUUCUGGGAAGCCAGUGGUCUACAGGAUCAAGGCUUUAAAAUAUUAAUGGUCUUGGGGACUGGCAGCACCAAACAGUACCCCACAAUUUAGAGAUUUGUUCCCACAGAAAGAGUUAUAUAUACAAACUUCAGUAUCUCUCAGAACUCCUUCAAUUAUGUGUGCUUUUUCUACUUUGAUUCUGCAGCCCAUUACCAUGAAGAGGUUUGCUUGUGAGAGUAAGAUUCCUUGUGAAAGGCAGAGUUUGUUAGAAGUCCUUUCUGUGUUGAAUUUCUGACAUUGCACCCAUCACUUUUUGCUGUUGUUACACAUUCACCAAAUUUCAUGAUCCUGUUGACACCUCCCCACAAUGUUGGAAAACAUUCUCUAUCAAAGCCAAUCACAGGCGUGUUAUCACUUCAGAGCUCCCUCUUGCUUUGCAUUUCUGUCAGAAUGAGGUUUUGCUCAAAAGAGGAUUUGGGGUUUUUGCUGAUUGCAUUUUCCUGAUUCUGUCCUGUCCUCCUCUUGCCGGUAGAAAAUGUGUUUGCCUUUCAGCAGAGUGACUGGGCAGGUUCUGAAUGUUCUUAUCAGCAGGAAUAUUUAGGAAGUGUUUUCCAGUGAAAUCAGGAAUGCAAUGAUCCAAAUCACACUGCUAUUUUAAAGGGAAAGGACACAGCAGGAUUCAUUCAAAAGAAAAAAGAUGUCUCCAAGAUCUUAACAAGUCUCCACCAAUUCCAGCUUGCAUUGUUUUCAUUUCUCUUCAGUCACUUUGAUCGUUUUAUUUGGGCUUUUCUUGUACGACUGGUAAGCAUACCUUAUAGUAUGAGAAGGUUUUAUUAUGCCUCAUUCUAUCAUUUAAAAAUUACAUUUACAGAGAUGCUUUAAAAUGUCACAUCUCCAAGCACUUUUUUCUCAAUUUUCAGUGCAUAAUCACUGCAAUUGGAUUUUAAUAUUGGGGUUUAUAUUGAUUUUGCUGAAAGAGGAAAGAAAUUCUAUUUCAGCAAGUGUUAGUGGGUACCCAGUUGGUAAAAUUAUGAAAAAAGCAUUCAAGAAUGAGGCAAAAUCCUGUAAGCAGAGUUUCAAAUAUGCCUCUAAAAUGGCACACAUAGAGUUGAGAAAAACUAAGAGUAACUAAGAAAAGUUAUCUUAAAAUGUGCUGAAAUGAAAACAUUAUAUUUUUCUAGUCAUCCUUUUUGAUUGCCAUUAAGUAAAAUUAACGUCAGCUUCUAAUUUGUUUUUCUGCAUUGCCAAGGCAGCUGUUAGAAAUUGAUACACGUUUGCUACCCCAGCCUGUUCAUGGGAGCAGUCAUUGAACUGGACCUUUAUGGUGAAGAAAUUGCUGACAGACUUCAAAUGAGAAUGACUGUUGUUUUUAUUCAAACUAGAAAGAAAUUCCAGUGAAGAAGCUGAAGUGGCUCUGAGUGCUCAGCUUGGUAAGAGGUGACUUUUUUCCCACUUCAAAUAGUUAGUAAUCCAAUUUCUGCAGGUGGUCCCUCGUUAUGAAUCUGAUUCGCAGUCUUUGAAGUGCCUGUUUGGCAGGCAAUGAUCAGGAAAUCUCCAGGUUGGCUUAGAUAUAACACAAAAGAAAUUACCAGAGAGAUUUUAUGUCAAGAAUGUGAAAAACUUUUUGUUUUGUGUGUGUGCUUUGAGGUUCAUAGAUAAUGAAGCAGGUAAUUUAGAGGGCUUUAUAAUAUUUUCUAGUCCAAAGUAGGCAAAACUUUUCACCUGCAGUUACAUCAGCCUGUUGAAAGCAGAAGGUUUUCCGCUUUGUGUAGUAUUUUGGUGUUGCAAGCACCAAAUAAUUCACAGCCUAAGAAAUAUUUUAGGAAGAAAAACCAAAUAAAGGAAAAUUAAGUGUGUUCAAUCAGCAGAAUCCUCUUGUUUUAGGUGGGAUGUUUACAAUGUUGAUAAAUAUUCCUGGUGCAUACCAUAUGUAAUGCAGUGUGGUAGAUACUAAAGAAAGCAACCCCCAUUUUAAACAGUGUUUUGCAGUGUCAAACCCAAAGUACUUCAGUUUUCUGUUCUUUAAAAACAAAGGGAGAAAGACUAGAUUCUUUUUUUCCAUUUGGAUAUUUUGUUUUCCUCACUUUAAUGGCACUUGGUGUCUGAUCCUGUUCCCUUCUAGUCUAGAAGUUUCCCUGAAAUACUUUUGCAGUCCUUGCAGCUCCCAGUGCAGUGGACAAAAGGACUCUGUGUGUCAGAUAGCAAUCACAUGUAAACACUUUUGUCCCUAUAUUGGCACUUCUGUUGAUAACUACAUAGUGUUUACCAUGGAAUAUAACUUUUCUCCUUACACUUGUGUUGCAGAGGAAACACAUGGAAGUAGAGAAGUGUGAAAUCCCCAAACAAUUUAAUUACCUUUUCUUUUAGGGGGAGUGUAAGACAUUAGCUUCUAAAGAAACUAAAAAUGCUGUGUCUCAAAACAAUAGUUUCAAAUUUUCAAAAGGCCAUAGUUUACUAUGCUCUAUAUUUAUGCUCUAGUUCUAAAAUCGUGGUUUGUUUUUAGCUAAUGUGCAGAGCAGUUUGACACUUGUCUCUGAAAAUCAUCUACUCCCUCCAGAAGGAAGAUGGUGUUUGAGGAGAUGUUGCAAGCUGUGCAUCAGAAGUGAGUUGCAACAAUCUAUGGAAAAGGGAUUUUACUAUUCUUUUGGCAGGAUUUUGGCUGGCCUUCAUUUGUGAAUGAAAUCUUUUACACAGAGCUGUGUCACCAAUGCCCUCCCCUGUGCCAGCACGCAGGGUGCUGGUUCUCAUAGCAAACAUGGUCAUAUUAUGGCAGGAAAUGGUUCCCAGGGAAGAUGUCAUUUGAGAAGGCUUUUGUUAAUAAUUUGAGGCUAGUUUUCAUCAGUUUUUAUUCGACAUCACGUGUGAACUUCUCUCUGCAUCAUCAUCAGCCUAAAGAUGGAUUUAGGUCUUUACCAUUAGUGUACCACUGUCAGAAUUUCUUAAUAUCCUGGUGGUCUGAAUCUGGGAGAAAAUUAAGACUACAGAGGUUCAAAUAUAUGCUUUUAAAGGUACCAUUUGGCAUCUAAGCAAACUUCCCUCCCAAGUCCCAUUCUCUGCAUUCCAUGCUGGACAUAAAGUUCACUUGUUUCCUUUAAAAAUUUAAAAUUUCUGUCGCAACCUGAGCCUGGCUGGACUUGGAAUCCUAGAAGAUUUGGUCAGUUUUCAAAAUGAACCCUAAGCAUUUUUGAGAGCUUAGCCAUGAGUCUAAUGCAGCACCAGCUUUGUGGUUGGUGCUGGUUGUUAAUGAAGUACUUGUGCAAAAUCUGUGCAAGUCCUCCCACAGCUGAGAUGUUCCAGCAUCUCAUGGGAGGAAGGAAGGUUUCAGUUUAAGGAUGAGAAGUUGCUGAGCUUCCCAUGGCCUCGUGGGUAGAAGAUUGGACAGAAGCACAUUGCCAGAGUGAAGGAUACACCUCUCUGCAGGCACUAAGGGUUGCCUGCUCUGCCCAGCCUCAGCCCUGGACAUUGGCAAUAGAACUUGGGAAUUCUUCAGCUGGCAGCUCAGAGGUGGGGUAAUGGGUCCUCGAGUUGAUGGGGUUGUACACAGGCAGGAAGGAAGUGAAACCUGCAUUUUGUGGGAAGGAGGAAAGGAAAUCGUAGUCCAUUAUCAAAUAGAUUUUAUAAAACAAAAUUUAUUUACCUUUUCUUUCAAAAGCAAAUGUAAUCUUGCUGAAAUGGAUAAACAUAGGGUUUCUGGGAGGUUAAUUUAUGUUUGAUGUUGCAAUAUUAGUCAAAAUGAUAGCAGUAUUAAAGAGAAGAUAAUUAUUCCCAUUAAUUAAAGCAGGAGAGUCUUCUUUUUUUCCUAUUUUUCAGUGAAUCGACAAGAACAUCCAGGGAUCUUGGAGAACAAUACAUGUUAAAUUAUUUUGAACAGAUGAAAGAAUAAUAGAAAUUAGGUGACAGUUGUCUUAAAAAACAUUGGAAGAGCUUGCAAUAGUGCUGAUUAUUGAAGUCAAACUUCAAUUUAGAGCAAAAUAGCACCAGUACUUUUGAGAGCAAUUUAGUGUGAUAGAUCUUUCUUUGAAUUUAAUCACUUUCUUUUAGCAAAACAACAUUCCUCUGCAGGUAAAUCAAAGCAGGGUUUAGCUCCUGCUGUGGUAGAUAUUGAUUCCCAGUGUUGGAGGGAGCAGUGUGAGAAUUAUUCUCCAUUUACAACCUAAUUAUGAUUUAUUCAGAGGCCAUUAGUGGGAUUUUCCUGGCAGGCAGGUGUUUUUUUGAUGAAAAAUGCAUCUCCCCAUCUCAGCAGGAUGCAGAUGUCACCUGAGUGAGCACCUACUUGAGCUCUUAGGGCAAUGCAAGCUCCUCGGGAGCCUGGGGGCAGAACAGCGCUGGUGUAUUUCUGGAGAGUUCAUAUUCACAGUGACAAAAGGCAAGAGCUCGAGCUAGUUAACAAUACUUCUCUGAUAAAAGUGAAACAGUAAGCAUUGUGCAGUCUGAAACCCUGCCAGUGUCACUGAGGUGUAUGACAGACAUUCAAACACACUCGGACAUUCCCCUGAGUGCUUUGCUCCUGUGAAACUGAUGGUGAGUUCAGGUAAAACCAGGUUGGUCUUGGGUGUGGUCUGUCGAGCUGAAGGGUGUAGUAAAAAAUAAUUUUUGACUGAAGUUGUUUAAUUGUCCUUCGUCAAGGAAAGCUUUGCUUGGUGCAAGAGGAGGGGGGAAAAAAAAAAUUCAUUUGAGCUUUUCAGGUCACCAAUCUGUGCCAGUGGUUUCCUGCUUCCAAAGCUGUGUGUGCAGUAUGUCUGAGAUGUGGGAAUGGGGCAGCAGAGGAGAAUUGUUCUGCCCUGGAUGCCACAGGGAGUUCUCUGUGCUCUGGGGAGCACCACUGAAACCUGCAGGUAAGAAAAGAGCAGUGAAUUAGUUGGGGAAACCCAAGUAUUCCUGUUUUCUUUGUGGAAGCAUAAGGGCAGGUAUACAGGACUUUGCCACAGUUGCAAGCCAUGUGACCUUUUAUGACUGAAUUCUCUUGUCCUGAGGCAAAACCAUGGAAAUCAGAUCAAAUAAUAGCUCAAUUUUCAACGCUGUCUUCCUCUACCACAGUGAACGCUUAUAAACAAUUGAUGUGAAUUAGCAACUGCUCUUUGCUCUUAAGUAUUUAUUUAAGAGGUUUGGGAGGUUUUGGUGGUGCUUUUCAUUUUUUUCCUCUGACCCUAGUCAUUUUCACCCAAGGCUUUCUUAAAAAAGAGUAAAAAAUAAAAAGGCUCUGUGAUGUGGUCAGAGGGAAAACAGUGAGGGCUUUGCCAUGUGUGUACAUACUGCUCUAGGUAGAAAGGCUGCUCAAGUCUGUUAAAGCUGACUUUUCUUUUCAAAAUUCCUGCCUGAUCCUGAAACACAACGAAAACCUGUAUUUGAAUGCAAAAUGUUGAUUUGUAGCUGUUUGUAAACCUUGAUACAGUACUGCAGCUGGUGUCCCAAAAAGAUCAAAGACAACGUUCAUUACUGCUCUGUGAUGUUGAUGAUAUCUUUAAUAUUUCAACCAUGUCAGCGUACUUUUGAUCAUUACUUUUCUAAAGUUAAGUCUUCUUCUUUUGAAUAAUCAAUAUCAGAUGUUUGCAUGAUGAAAACUAAUUUAAGUUCACUUUUAAAAAAGCCGUGAUUCAUAAUGUGGGUUACGUUUGUUUAACAGAUUAACAUUUUCACUGAUGGGUGGCAGUUUUUUUUUUCCUUUUUAGUGCUUUUGAUAGAAGAACAUCUGGGAUAUUUUCCAACAAAACCACAUUUUUUCACCUUUGCCUCCAGUUGUGGAAGAAAUACCUUCCAAAAAUAAUUAUUUUCCAAUACAGUUUGGCCUGUCUGGGUAACGAUAUGCAAGUAUGUAUAUCACGUAGAAGAUGUGAUUGAAAAAAUUAAAAAUCCUAUUUUGGUAAAGUAAUCAAGAAAUUAACCUAGCAAGAUUACAACCCUUUAUAAAUUAAAAUCUUGGGUGUGCCAAUAUAACUGAAGCACCAGAUUUGAGGGCAAAAUUAUACAAAUUUUUUAUUUUAAAAUUGACAACAGGCCAGACAAUUUUUUACUUUUUUUUUCUUUUUUUUUACUUCAGGAAACACUGGGAAAUUUGGUCAUCUUACAUUCUGUCCUGUGAGGGUUGCCUCCUGGUCUGGAACCUUGGGGCAAAAUUAUUUUAAUGAUGCUUAUUCAAACUCUGCUAUAGUAGUAAAUUUCCACAAAUCACUCAUGUACUACAAAUUUAAUCCCUCCUUGAUUUUUUUUCACUUCAAAAGGUGAGAAAAAGAACAGGGGGAAGUGUAAUUUUAUACGGCUCUAUUUGAAAAAGGGUUUUGUGUACCUUUAUAAUUCUUUUGAAGCAAUAUUUUAAAAAAUAACUGCCAGCCAAAGUGGCAAUGCAGAAAAGUGCCAUCUUGUUUAGGAUUUGUACACACCAGUUUUUAACACAGUGUUCUUUUCACUAAGUACUACAUACAUUAAUUUAUAUUUAUAUAUUGUCAAUAUUGUUGUAACCAAGCUUCUCCUUUCUAAACACUUCAGGAACAAGGCCUUGUAUUUUUAGGUGAUUUUCAUAAACAAAAUAAUUCUUUUCCUUUCACUAGUUAUCUUGCACUCGAUACAUGUAGCAAUACUUAAUAUAUUCUCUUCACAAGUAUUUGUUAAGUGAUUUAGUUAAUGGCUGAUAAAUGUUUUGUACAAAAUAGAUUCUGUACAGGAAAAAAAAUCUUUUAGAUAAACAUUAUUUAUUUUUACUGUUUUGUAAGUUAGACACUAUAAUGAAGCUCCUUUUUGCCAGAAUUACUGGAAGUGCCUCUUGGUAAAAUGUAUUAUACGUAAAUAUGUAUUCAAAAUUAUUAGAAAUACUUGUCACAAAAUGAACAAUGUGGAUGUUGCAAUGUGAAGACAAAUGUACAACAUAAAUAUAAUUCUGUGGUAUCCUG